UAGACAGUUUAUAAAUUAGGAUUUCAGUGGUAAUAUUGAUAGACAUUGAUGCACAUUCACUGAUAUUUGAGAGUUCCUGCAAUAAACUAAUAGACUUGUAGAUUGAGAAGAGAAUAUCUGAUAGAUCUUUAAAAAAUAAAAUAUACAGCAUUGAGCUAUAUUUAUAAUAGCCAAGCCCUGGGAGAUCUUAUUGAAUAAAGAUGAAUUUAAUGGAUUUUGGCUAUCUGUUGAGGAAAUACAAAGGAAAACUUCUUCAAAAAGGUUUUUCUGUUUUAACAAGGUAUCUUUUACAUGGGCCUAUUUAAGGGAAGGAGAAUAAUUUAUUACUAUUGUUAUUUAUAUUUUAUUUUCUUGUGGAUGUUGGAAUGUUAGACACUGUAGAGGGAAGGAAGUAGAGAAAGGAAAGGUAAAAUACAAGAAAGUAUCAUUGUUUUUUAAGGAGUUUAUACUGGGUUAAAUUGAAGAAUGAAUUAGCUAUUUAGCAUAAAUAGAAAAUGUAAGUGAAUAAUGAUAUGCUGGCCAAUUAGAAUUCAUAAAUAAAUGUUAGAUUUGAGGCAUCUUAGAAAUUAGUUCAGUCUUUUUGUUUUCUUAAUUUAAAUGUUUACUCUGUAUCCAACAUUUAAAUUCCUUACCAUAAAUAAGAAUCACUGGUUUUAACUAGUAGAACGACUCCCUCUUUCAUUCCCUGUAGUUGGUUCACAUAACCUUUGCCUGGAAGGGAAAAAAUUCUUUUCCUAUAAGAGCACCAGUUUUAUAAAUGAGGAAGUUGAAGCUUGGUGGUCACACCUUUAGGAAAGGCGGAAUCAAGAUUUCAGUCUAGUUCUCUCUUAAUCCAAUGUUUAUGUUCUUUCUACGAUACCAUUUCCUCACCUAAAGGGUUUCUUUUGAGGCAUUCCAAAGACCCUUUUGAAUUACUAAGUGAUGAGUCUUUUGUUUCUGAGAAUUAAGCUAGAAGUAUAGAAAAAUUAUCACAUGCCUGUAAACGAGCCACAUGAUACUGAAGAGGGCAGCUCAUUGGACAGAACUGACUUUCCAAUACCAAGCAUCCCACCUCGUUCAUGGGAGGUGUUUGCAGAGAAAGAAUUUCCCUGUACCACAAAUGAGCACAUCCUACAGUCAGGUCAGGAAACACUGUAUCUUAAACAUUCCUCAGAACAAAAUAUAGAGCAGAGAAUAUCUAUGAGUGAGCGUCCAUGAGCCCCUUGAAAUUACAUGCAAAAUUAUAUGUACGUAUGUGCGUUUUUUCAUAGCUUUCAUCAGAUUCUCAAAGGCAGUGAUUUCCAAAGUAUGGUCCCUAGAUCAGCAGCAUGAGUGUCAUCUGGGAACUUGUCAGAAAUGCAAUUUAUUUAGCCCAGCAAACUAUUUACAACUUUUUCAGGUGAUUCUGAUGCACAUAAAGCUUGAGAACUACUGCUCAAAGGUAAUACACUUAAAUCUAUAUGAGAAUGUGAGUGGGGAACUACAAAUGACUGUCAGCCCAUAAUUAGAAACAUACUGUUCAGUAGAGGUUUGAGAUCCAAAUCAGGUUAAGAAAUAAUAAUAAGGUGGGAAGCUAGGUGAAUAUGGAGAUGUUACUAAGAAUUAAAGCAUUGAGAGAAGGCUUUAGACUGAGAAAAGAAACAGUGUUUGCAAGAAUUAGUGAAAGGACUGCAUGAGGAAUAGAGAGCACAUGAACAUGGAGGAGAGAUGAACAGCUUCUUCCAAAAGAAGAGCAUGGCUCUCAUGGCCUUUUACACAUGGUGUAGUACUCAGUAAAUAUUUAUCCAAUGGAUGGAGUUGAUAGGGCAGAGUUGGGGACUCUGUCUUUUUAGGGUGGCUUCCAGGGGCUUUCAAAACAUCAGGGGCUGGAACUUGGAUUCGGUGGGGUAGCUUAUGGAUAUGGCUUGUGUAUUGGAAGAGGGGGAGUUCAGGUGUACAACUCAGUUUUUCAGGUCUUUGCAGUGUUUAGAGUAGGUGUAAAAUAAUUUAGGCAACAACUCAGUAUUUUGAGGAGCAUAGUAAUAUAGUUAAAAAGGACAUUGGGAUGACCUAAAGCUGGGAUUGGGAGGAAAACAGAUAAUACAGUAUUUUAAGCUGAAGUUGGACAGUGUCUGGUUGUUGUGUUUGGCUUAUGUUUGGAGGUACUUGGAAGAGAGUAGAGUCUGUGUUGAGGAAUGAGCAUAAAUAAGAGCAGGAAGGAAGGAAAUUGAGGAUGCAAGUAGCAGAUCCAACUGCAAAACUAGGGGCUCUUCUGCUUUGAGUUUUAGAAAAUGUAAUAGUGAUAAUGUUAUUAAAAGAUGUCAUAAAUCCAGCAACAUUAAUAACCCUUUGAUGACUUCUGGUUUAUUAUUUUUAUUGCUCCAAACAUACUUUAUUGAGUGCUAAACCAGAGUGAGUGCCUGCCUACCUUGAAACCUUUCCAACCAAAGGUUUUUGGCUAUCAUCCCAGCUGGCCUGUUUCUUGAUAUGAUAACAGCUAGACAUAUGGAGUUAUCAGGGAAUACGAAGGGCAGAGAGAGCAUCCAGGAACCUAGAUUUGAUUACUACAACCAUGAAGUUCCUGAUAUUGACCUCAGUGAUUGUGAAUUCCCACAUGUCAUUGAAAUUUAUGACUUUCCCCAAGAAUUUCGUACUGAAGACCUUCUACGGGUUUUCUGCAGUUAUCAAAAGAAAGGAUUUGAUAUUAAAUGGGUGGAUGAUACACAUGCCCUAGGAGUAUUCUCCAGUCCAAUUACAGCUCGUGAUGCGUUGGGUAUUAAACACACCAUGGUGAAGAUUCGUCCCUUGUCACAGGCCACAAGAGCAGCCAAGGCCAAAGCUAGAGCUUAUGCUGAGUUCCUCCAGCCAGCAAAGGAGCGUCCUGAGACUUCAGCAGCCCUAGCCAGAAGGUUAGUCAUCAGUGCCCUUGGGGUUCGAAGUAAGCAGAGCAAAACCCAACGAGAAGCAGAGCUCAAGAAACUGCAAGAAGCCAGAGAGAGAAAGCGGUUGGAAGCCAAGCAACGAGAAGACAUCUGGGAAGGCAGAGACCAGUCUGCAGUUUGAACAUCACUCAAUGAAAAGGAUAAUUCCAUGAAUCAGAAAAUGUUUCCAUAGUCUUCAGAUAAGAGGAUCCUUCCAGAGCUCUGUGUACAUGCAGAUGUGCAUGUUAAAGAGAUAAAGUGAUCGAGACAAGGACUGAUUGGGUAUAGAAGGAAGACAGACUCCUGUCUUUACUCCUAAAUGCAGUUCUUUGGAAUCACCCUACUAUGAUGGGCAUAGUAGGGAGCCAUCAACUAGGAAGAAACGUGGGAGAUGUGAAUUCCAGGAGUCCCCUGGACAGGGCAAGUCAUGUUAGUGUGGGUCACACUUCCAAGAUAUUUAAAGCAAAUGCAAAAUAGAGCAGAGGAUUCAAACCGCAAGAAUGGGAGAUUUAGGCCCUGCAAAGGCAGAGCAUUCCUUAGUACCUCACAAAACAGAAUAAUACUGGAGGCAGAGUAGGGGGUGGAUAGAGAGUGGUUAGUACAAAGAGACAGAACAAUGUCUGGUUUACUUGGCCUACACAGAAUCUACACUGCUGGUUCCAGAACUCCAAAGUUGGUGAACUACAGGAGAUGUGGGUAGUUAGACUCCAAAGUUUAUACUGAGCUCAGUGCCUGGGACCGUUCCAGCUGUACUGCAGCCAGGGGGGAUGCCAGCUUCAUUCCUCAGAGUAAACCAACCUUGGGAGCUGUGUGCCAGUUCCGGUGUAAGCAGUAAUACCAUGUUGUAAGAGCGGACAUUAAAGCCCAUUUUAUGACAUAUCA
Messenger RNA from Macaca mulatta (Rhesus monkey), 3761 nucleotides. Lineage: Eukaryota; Metazoa; Chordata; Mammalia; Primates; Cercopithecidae. The record is from RefSeq and is a predicted model, not a curated record.